Cinara cedri is the source of this 14626-nucleotide messenger RNA. Lineage: Eukaryota; Metazoa; Arthropoda; Insecta; Hemiptera; Aphididae. The record is from the annotation of a GenBank genome assembly.
AUGGAAAAUGUAACAAAUUCGAUGAAUCUUCCAGAUAGAGAAAAAUGUAAUUAUUAUAAUCGUACAAGGAAUAGACUUCUCAUUACAGCCUAUGAAGGAAUACCCGAAAAUCUUUUACUCAAUGUUUUGGGAUGUCUUGUAAGUAUAAAUAAUUUAUAUCAUAUUAUUUGUCUACCUAACCAAUACUUUAAAUGUAUGGGCACUAAAGUGUGCAAUAUGUUUUUUAGAUUUUAGUUAUUUUUUUCGCAUUCAUGAGAAAAAGAGCUUGGGAUUAUGGUCGAUUAGCUCUAGUAAACAAAGAUUAUGAAAAGUACGUAUGUUUUCUAUUAACAAGAUAUUUUAAAUAUGCUAUAUAUCUGUUAUUAUUUAUUAAAUACUAUUGUAAAUAUGUAUUUUAUUAUAAAUAUAUUAAAUAUAAUAAUUGCUGUAAGGCUAGAAUUUAUAUGCAAUUGCAUGUUUUUUUUCCUAAAGUCAAAAUUGAUUAGUUGUUAUAUAUGUUCACGAUUUGGCUUAUUCUCGAUUAAAUAGAAUUUGUUUUUUUUGCAUAUUUUAAACAUAAUGCAUAUGCAUUAUUAAUUGAAUAUUUAUAGAUUUUUGAGAAAUCUUGUUAAUUUUUAAACUUAAAUUUAUAAUAUUUUUAAUAUUAAAUGGUAUUUAUUUAAUGGACUAUCAUUAUUGGGUUAUUUUUCCAAUUAUCGUAAAUAUACUACCUAUCUAAUCUUAUUUUUGUUGGACUACCUAUAGAAUUACCUACACAUUUCAUUUAAUUAAUAACAAUAAAGGUAUGGACAUUUAUAUUUAAUAAUUUAAGCCAUUUUAAUAACAGUGCCAUUUUUAUAAACAAUACUUAAAUACAAACAAGCAUACAAAAAAUAUUAAUCUAAAAACAAAAUCUAAACAGUCAUUCAUCAAAAAUACAUUAGAAAACCAAAAUAUAUAGAAAUAAUAAAAAUUUGUUUUAGCAUGUAAAUCCUGGCCCUAAUAAUUAGUAUUAGUAUUAUACUCUGUUCAUUGAAAAAACGCAACUAAGCAGUGACCAAAAACCAGAACCUUGUUCUAUUGGUAAACAAGCUAUAGUUAUUAAAUUGCAUCAAUAAGUUAACAACUGUAUGAGACAAUUUUAGGGGUUAUUUAUAUUUUACAAAUUAAAUAUAUAGAAUUAAAUAAUUGGUUAUUAAUGGACCCCUUUCUGAAAAUAUGUUUAAAAAAAUAAUCAAAAUGUUAACAAAAUUAUCUAAAAACAAAUCAAAAUUGUGUUCAAAAUAUCUAUUUUACUGUAAAAAUUAUUGAAAUAUAUUUUAAUAGGCACAACACUUCUUUGUUAAUUUUUUUUAAAUUUAUUUAUUAGUAUAGAUAUUAUAUUUAUCAGGCUAUCAUAAAUAUUGCAAAAUUAAUUUAGAAUAUAAAUAAAUAUUAAAAAUAUUUAAAGUUGAAGAUCUUAAAUCAUAUUGUGCCCAGAAUUUUCAAAAAUUUGAUAAAAAUGCAAUAAUUUCUAUUAGAAAGUAUAAAAACAUAUGAAGGGCUACAGGGAAAAAUAAUAAUAGUCCAUAUUGCAGUUUUUAAGUUUCAAAACUAUAUUGAAACCCUAUUAAACUGUACAUUUAAACCUUUGUUAUAUCAUUGACAAUUAUCUUGUUUAUUAUUAUUAUUAUUAUUUUUUUUUUUUUUUUUACUAUUAUCAGUUAUCCCCAUAGCCCUUCAUAUAAUAUGACUAAAUGAUAUUAAUGAUAUUAAAAAAUCACCAUAUAAUAUACAAUUCCCUAAAAAUGCAAAAUAAACAUUGUACCAUUAGCUUCUCCAUUUCAUGACACAUUUUUGGGGAUAUAACUAAUAUAAGCAAUAUAUUAGGAUAAAAGAAAAAAGUGUAAAUAUAUAAAAUUCUGAUUAUUCUAGUUAUUAAUUUGAUUAAUAGAGUGAUUGUCUUCAUAUUCUUCAUAUAAGGAUAUUGAAAAUUAAUGUUAAUUUAUUUAAAUAUCAACAUCUUACUUAAUCUGACAUGCAAUAAGAUUUGAGGCUCUUCUUUUUUAUUUUUUAUUUUUUUACUAAUUUUCUACUUUAUUCUAUAAAGCUGGAAUAUAUUUUUUUCUUUUAGAAGGAAAUCAAAAUACAUUUUAUCAAAUUUUCUUGAUAACUAUGAAGUUUUUAAAAAGAAGAAAAAAUGCCUUAAAAACCUUAAAAAUAUCAAAAAAUGUUCUACAAAUAAAAAAUUACUUCACACGUGGAUGGGCCACUGUUGUUGGUGAAGAGUUAGGAAGGUAGUAGAGGGGAAAUUUAAUGUAUAUCUGUAAGCAAUAAUAAACCAUUGCAAAUGAAAAAACUGAUUCUGAGCAGAGUUCAGUUGAUAGUGAUGCAUGUCAACAAUAUAUAUGUCAUAUAAUGGUAAAUACCUAAUUAAAUAGGUAUUAUAUAUUUUCUUUAAUAAUAUUUGUUUAAUAUUGUACCUAUUUUCCCAGGUUCCUCCCAUGCUUUUUCAUUUAUUUGGAAAACUCCUGGAAAAAUCAAAAAAUCACCUCCCUGAAGUAUCUCCCCAGUCAGAUUUCCUUUAAAAAAAGUGCUAUCAUUGUAAAUCUGAGCAAAAUUGCUGGUAAAAAAGUUGUUCACAGAUUAAAAAAAAAAACAUCAUUGUAAAACCAGAAGUUUCUUCACUCCACUUAGAAUCUAAAAUUCAAAAUAAAAGUUUUAUAUUUUAAUUCUUUGAUAUAUAAAGCAAGUUUUUUGCUUGGAAAGCAUUGCUUUAGGAUAUUUAGAACAAAUUUAAUUUGCAUUAUAAUCUGCACCCUUAUUAUUAUACUUUAAAUAUCAUGAUUACUUAAAUUAAUAAAGUUUUAUUAACACUGGUAUAAUAAUGAUGGCAUAUUAAAGAACCUCAUAUUGUAUUUAUUCUUUAAGUAUUUAUUAAUUUGUUUCAAAUUUGUUUGAUUAGGUGGUCUCGUAUAUUUUAUGGUACAACUGAUGAAAAUUCAGAAAGUAACAUUGAAGAUGGAAAUUCUACUACUACAUUGGACAAUUCAAUGCCUGUAGACAGAGGUCUUUUUUCCUGGUUUUUAACAAUUAUUCAACUUAGGUUGGUUUAACACAUUUAAAAUCUAUGCAUUUUUUUUAUUUACCCAUUUAAAUAAAGGAAACAUUUUUUUAAUUUUAUGGAAUUAUUUUAGAGAUGAAAAAAUUUUGCGUAAAUGUGGUUAUGAUGCUGUUCAAUAUUUAUCGUUCCAAAGACAUAUAAUGGUGUUAAUGGCUAUAAUUACUGCAGUUUCCUUGGGUGUUGUUUUGCCAAUAAAUUUUGCUGGUGAACAAGAAGGUGAUGAAAGAUCGUUUGGUCAUACUACAGUCAGUAAUCUUCGAGCUGAGUAAGUUUUUUUUACAGAUAUUUUAGCAUUUUGCUUUAAUAAAAUCACCAUUAUUUUAUUACUAAUAUAAAUAUUUAUUAAUGAAUAAGUAAAUUUAUAAUAAAUAAUUUUUAUCUUAUAAUUGUUAUCUUAGGUUAUUCACAAAAUCUUGGGUCUUGGGUAACUCAAAUAUUAAUAAUACUGAAAUUUUUAAAUAAUAAAUUACUUUAUAAUGAUCUGUAAUACAGUAGUAUACAGUAGUUAACUUCUAUAAACUCUUUUAAAAUUUGAUAUCAGAAAUAAUAAUUAUUUUUUGUUUGUUUUAUGAUUUAACUUUAUGCUAAUAAUUAGCAUAAAGUAUAAUAAUAAGUAUUAAAUUAUUUAAAACAUUUUAGAUUCUGAGUGUAGUGAAAAAUAUAUUGCUUUUACAAAGUUUUUUAUUUUUUUUUUAUAUACUGUGUACAAAAAUUUUGCUCUAAAAUAUCAAGUAUAGCACUAUUUUUGAAAGGAAAUCUGACUGGGGUGGUACUUUAAGAAUGUCUCAUUUAUAGAUUUUUUCCAAUAAAUAGGAAUAGUGGGGAAAAUAGAUACAAUAUUAAACAAAUAUUAUUAAAGAAAAUAUGUAAUGCAUAUUAAUUAUUUUACCAUAAUAUGACAUACAUAUAUUGUUGACAAAGUAACACUAUCAACUGAAUUACACUCAGAAUCGGUUUUUUUUGUUAGUAAUGGUUAAUCUAGAUUUACAUUUAAUUUCCCUUCUACCUUCCAACUUCUCACCUACAACAAUGGCCUACCCAUGUGGGAAGUAUUUCUGAUUUUUAUUUUUUAUUUCUUUGAUAAAGAGUAUUGAUGCUUAAAAUAAAUUAGUCAUUAAUUUGACUUUAAAAAUAAUUGGUUUCUAGUUCACCGUGGCUAUGGGUGCAUGUAACUAUUGCAAUGUUAUAUUUUCCAUUAACCAUUUUCAUUAUGAGAAGAUUUUCUGUGAAUCUUAAACUGGAAGAAAAUGGAGAAUGUUGGUCACGUACAUUGAUGAUUACAAAUAUUCCUAGGCGAAAUUCUCACAUUAAUGAUUUGGACAAGCAUUUCAAGUUGGUUUUUAUAUUAUUUGUAUUUAUUUAGUUUUAAUCACCAUGUAUUUGAUGUUAUCAAUGUAUGAAAUUUAAUUUUAGAGAAGCAUAUCCUGAAUGUGAUGUGGAAAAUAUUCAGCUCGCUUAUGAUGUCAACAAAGCUAAUGAAUUGGAUAGAAAUAUGUAAGUAUUAUAUUAAUUAUUUUUUACAUAUAUUGAAAUUAUUAUUGUAUAGGAAUACUGCAGUACAAGCAAAGCAAUAUUGUGAAAAUUAUUUGAAAACUGUGGGGGAACGUCUUACUGUCCAACCUCAUACCUGUGGUUACAUUUGCAUUGGUUGUGGUUUCUGUACUUCUAAUAAUUUAGAUGCUAUUGAUUAUUAUUCUGGAGAAGAAUCACGAUUAAAAGCAGAAGUAAGUUGCCAUUAAUAACUUAUUGAAUGUUUGAUAAUCUAGUAAAUAGAAAUAAUUAAUUAUUCAUUUUGUAAAGAUAGAUUGUCCAUAUUAUAAAAAUUUUAAAAUAUUGAAUAGAUUUUCCCAUAAUUCUGUUAUGACAAAAUCAAACCAUUUUGCCCUUCUAGCUUUUUAUUGUUCAUCUUUAGAAUUAUAAUUAUUGUUUUAAUGUUCAUGUAAACAUUUUUUUAAUAUUAAUAGGUAAUAUAAUAUUUAAAUUUUCAGUUCUGAUAUUAAUGAAUAAUGUGGAAUAAUAUACCAGUAGUUUAAUAAUUAGGUAAUUUUUAAAAUAAUUUAAACAGUUCUGUGAUAAACACCGAAGGUACACUAAGCACACCUAACAAAAAGUUUGCUCAGCAAACCCAUUGAGAUGGAGUGUGUACUUAUGUGAUUUAAAAUUUUUCUGCGUGUGUGGUCAGCCAAUGAUUGUUCAUAUUUAUAAUCAGACCUGAACCAUUUUAUACAAAUCUAAUAGAUUAAUUUAUAUAUUUCUGUGACAAAUAAAUAGCCAAUGAUUAGUGAAGUAAAAGGUCUGAGUUGAUGAAACUUUUCUCUGGUUGUAUCUACAAUUAUCUGUCUUGAAAAGUUAUUUAAUUCUAUAGAACAGUACAGUUUUAUUCAUAGAUAAUGAUUUUCAGAAAGAAAAACUUGCCUAUUAAAUGUUAUACAUUAAAGUAAUUGUGCAUAUGCAUUUAAUGUCCAAGCAAGAACAAGAUCAACCUGUGAUAGUAAUCAUUAUACUAUGAUCACGAAACUAGAUGAGGCUAUUUAUAUUAAAAUACACUAAAACAAUGUCCUAUUAGAUCUAACUGGCAGUUAAAUUUGCUAACUAAUGCUGAAUCAUGGUUAAUGCUAACCAACACUUUAUUUUCCUUUUAUGAAUACAAUUUAUGAAUCAUUUUUAUGUUCAAAUACUCGAAUAUUUUAAGUCUACUAUUUGUUGUGGAUAAAAUAAAAUAUUUUGUAUAUAAUACUCAUAAAUAAUACUUCUUAUAUUUUUGUAUUAAACCAAUGAGAAGAUGUAUGGAUAUAAAUUUGUUUAGUCAUUCUGUCUUCCAAUUUUUUUUUGGUGGAGGAACUAUAAUUAAAUUAUUUUUAUCCAUCUAAAAUUUAUAUUUUGGGUAUACCAAAUAAUGUAUUGAUUUUACAAAGAUGUUUAUUUUCUUUUUAAUGUAUGUACAAAUUUGUGUAAAAAAUUCAACCAGAUUUGCUUAGAUAUAUACAUGCAGCACCAUUUCUGAAAGGGAAUUAUGUCCAGAUGGUACUUUUGGGAGGACAUUUUUUUGAUUUUCCAAGCUGUUUUCAUAAUGUCUGGGAAACCCCAGGAUAAACCGUAUGAAACCGAAAAAUUUACGAAAAUAAUGCUUUUAUUAUUUUUCAAUUUUGUUUUUUAUUGUAAUUUAGUUUAAAAUAUUUCUAGAGACUUGAAAUUUAGAAAAAAAACUGAUAUUUUCCUUUUCUAAACUUGGUAAAAUUUUCAAAAAAUUUAAGCCAUUUUUGAGGUAUUUAUAGUAUAAACAUUUUAAUUUUAAUUAAGGGGUUUUUUACAUAAUAUUUAUUCAGUAGGUACUAUGUGGUAAAACACAACUUAAACAGAAAUGCUUCAAAAUUUAACAGAAAGUUCAUUAAGAGUCUUACUUUGUGGUUAAAAAUAAAAAUGAGUUAAAUGUAGUAGUAUUUUUUUUUAAUAAGGGAAUUUAUCAAAUUUUGACGAAAAAGUUACAACAAAUCUAGUAUUUAAAUUUUUUUUCUUAAACAUAUUUAUAUUGCCAAUUUUAGAAUGAUGGUAAAGUCAAAAUUGAACAGACUGACCAAGUCUCGAAAUUGUAGUUUUUUGAAGUUCUGAUAUUAUGCGGAUAUUAUAUGAUAUGUUAAAUAACUAAAUAUUGUCUUUUCUGGAGUAUGUUUGUCCUAGCUGAAUGGUUAUAUAUACCUAACCAAUGUUUCAAAGAAAAUAAAUACCUAAACAAGGAAAAAAUUAAUGCAUUUUGGGUGUACCUAGAGACCCAAGCCAUUGCUACCUUGGGUUAUUUUAAUCUCAAAAUACCCCUCGAUUUGUUGUGCAAACUUUUCUACCAGAAUUCUCGCCCUAAUGUAUCAAGUAUAGCAUAUUUUCUUGAAGGAAAUUUCAUCUCUAUGGUCACUUAGAGAAGUCUUUUUUUGUUUUUCAAACAGUUUUUAUAAUACCUGGGAAAAACGGGAUAAAAUGUUGGAAAAACAGAAAAUGUUUGAAAUGUAAGUAUUAGUUAAACAAUAGUAUAGCCUUUUUUUUUUAGCCUGUGUACAACUUUUCUACCAGCAAUUUUGUUCCGAUUUAAAAUGAUAGAACUUUUUCUGAAAGAAAAUCUGACUAGGAAGGUACUUUAGGGAGGUAAUUUUUUGAUUUUCCUAGAAGUUAUCCCAAUAAAUGGAAAAAAAACAUGGGAAAAUUGGUACAAUAUUAAUCAAAUAUUAUUAAGGAAAAUAAAUAAUACCUAUUUAAUUAGGUAUUUACCAUUCCAUUAUAUGACAUAUAUAUUGUUGACAAUGCAUCACUAUCAACUGAACUCUGCUCAGAAUCAGUUUUUUCAUUUGUAAUAGUUUAUUAUUGCUUACAGAUAUACUUAAAUUUCCUCUCUACUACCUUAACAACUUCUCACCAACAAUAAUGGCCCACCCACAUGUGAAGUAAUUUUUUAUUUGUAGAACAUUUUUUGAUAUUUUUAGGUUUUUAAGGCAUUUUGUCUUUUUUCUUCAUUGUUAUCAAGAAAAUUUGAUAAAAUGUAUUUUGAUUUCCUUCUAAAAGAAAAAAAAUAUAUUCCAGCUCUAUGGAAUAAAGUAGAAAAUUAGUAAAGAAAAAUUUUAAAAAAAGGAGAACCAUGAUAAACCAUUGCUUACAAAUAUAAAUUAAAUUAUCUUUAACAGUAGCUAUGCCUGUCACUAUUAUCCUAGGAUAUCUUUUUAAAUUUACUUAUAUAAAUAUAUAUUUAUUUAUUUUAGUUAGAAGCAGAAAAAGAAUCUGCUAAGAGGAGACCUUUAGGUAUAGCAUUUGUAACUAUGACAACAAUUCAUGCUGCCAGACUUAUUUAUCAAGACCAUAUCUAUAAGUUAUCAAAGUGUGGUCGUCAUAAUCCACCAACGAGUUCAGUAUCUGGUCUUCUUCAACCAUACCGCUGGCGAGUUACUUUCGCUCCUCCACCUGAUGAUAUAUUUUGGUAAAUCUUUUUAUAAUAAAUUUAACAACAUAUUUUAUUAUCAGUAUUAAAUAAUAUACCUAUAAAUAUACAUUCAUCAUUUGAAAUUAAAUUUUCUGUUUCAAAAUCUGUUACUUUAUUUUUUUAUUUUUUUAAAAAAUUACUAUGGGUACGAAACAUUUAAACCACUAUCUUUUUCUUAUUUAUUACACCUGAUUAAUUUUUAUGACUGCACCAUUUACAUUUGCAAAUUUUUAUCCUGUUAAAUAAAGUUCUAUUAGGUUUUCAUUGUAAAUUAUUUAAAUUUUAUUUAUACAAAAAAACAAUAAAUAUAUAAUUAUUUUUUUUAAUUUUAAAUCAGGAUAUUUUUUUUCUUGAUUAUGUUAACCAUUUAUUUUUUUGUAUACAAAUGUUCUUAGAUUUAUUUGACAAAUUAUUAAUAUUUUUUUUAAUUUUAUUUUUUAGGGAAAAUCUGACUGAACCAUCUCACAAUCGAUAUUGUAAAAUUGUAUUGACUAAUUCGUUUUUAAUUAUAAUUUUAUUCUUUUUGACAACUCCUGUCAUUGUUUUGAAUGUCAUGGAUACUCUGAAACUUAGAGAAAUUGAAAAAGCUGUGAGUAAAUAUAUUAGGAUUCUUCCAAUAUUUAAUACAAUAAUAUUUAUACCUACUUUCAUUGUAAUAAACGUUAUUUUACAGAGUCCUAUAUUAUCAGAAUUUAUGCCUACAUUAUUAUUGUGGACAUUUGCUGCAUUAUUACCUGUCAUUGUUAUAAGGUCUGAUCAAUGGCUUAGCCAUUGGACGAGGUCUAAAAGAAACCAUUCCAUAAUGCGCAAGACAUUUGUUUUUCUCCUUUUCAUGGGUUUAAUAUUGCCAUCUUUUGGAUUGACAAGGUAAAGUAUCUCAAUGUGAUCAAAAUGUCAUGGUUUUUUUUUGUAUAAUUCUUAAUUGUUUAUUGAUAAAUUUAGUGCUCAAGCAUUUUUAGAGUUUGCAUUUCAAGCUGGAAUUCAAACAUAUCGUUGGCAAUGUGUGUUUUUACCUGAUAAAGGAGCAUUCUUUGUGAACUAUGUUGUUACAUCUGCUCUUAUUGGAACCAGCUUGGAACUAAUACGAUUUCCUGAGUUAUUUAUGUAUGCUCUCAGAUUGGCAUUAUCAAGGUAUACACUAAAUUUUUUAUUGAGUAAACAUAAUUUCCAUUAAUUUUAAUAAUUAUUUAAUUUUAGAUAACUAAGUAUAUUAUAGUUUUUAAUUAAUAUAUACAUGUAAUUACAGGUGUAUUUUUAUUACUAUUAUUUUAAAAUUGUAUUUUUAAAAAAAAAACUGGCAUACUUAACACAUAGGUGGGCCACAGUUGUAAAUGAGAAGUAGAGAAGGUAGAGGGGAAAUUUAAUAUAAUAUAUCUUUACACAAGAAUUAACCAUUGUUAACAAAAAAAUAAUUCUGAGAGGAAUUUCUCUAAUAAUGUUGCUUUAUCAACAAUAUAUGUGUCAUACUAUGGUGAAAUAAUUACAUAAUAUGCCUUAUUUAUUUUCUUUAAUAAUAUUUGUUUAAUAUUAUACUGAUUUUCCAGUUUUAUUGAAAAAACCCCUGGGAAAAUCAAAAAAAGACCUCCAUAAAGUACCACCCUAGUCAGAUUUUUUCUUUCAGAAAAAGUGCUGUCAUUUUAAAUAUGAACAAACUUGCUGGUAGAAAAGUUGUUCACAGAUUAAAAAAUAAUAAUAAUAAAAUAAACAUCAUUGUAAAAUCUUUACAUUCCUCACUCCACGCUGAAACUAAAAUGAUGAGAUUAAAUUGAAGGACUGGGUGCAAGAAAGGCAUUUUCACAGAAAUGCCCUUUUUGCUUAAAAUAUUUUUUGAACUCAGUGACCUUUAUUCUAUAUGUGUAUAAAAUUGUAAUAAUUGAGCACUGUAGAAGAAUUAUGUGAUUGUGUGUAAAUGCCUUUCUUGCAUACUAUGUAUGUUAUAUUUUUAAAUAAUAUUGUUUUAUUUUUUAAUGAUUUAAACAAAAUAUGGUAGAUAACCUAGUUUUUUUAGAAAUCGUUAUAGAUUAAUAGGUUUGGUAAAAACCAUUCUUAAACUAUUAUCAGUAGUCUCGUGUUUUCUUUGCAAUGUUUUACACUUCUUAACUAUUAAGUAUUAAUCAAUUUGUAUUUUUGUUAAGUGAUAAUUUAUUAUUUUGUUAUUUAUUAUUAUGUUUAUAUUAAUAAAAAUUAUGAAUAAAUUUAUAAAAUUCAAGUUCUUUAAUCAUUUUAAUUGAAAUAGAACAGAUAAUUACUGUUUAAUGCAAGAAGGGCAUUUUCAUGAACAAAUAUCUCUUUUAUUUAAACUUUAGUGGACACAAAGAAAAACAAAACAAAGACAACUAUUUUCUUUAAUAUUUGUUCUUUCAUAUAGCACAAAUUUUAUAAUCAUGUGAGCAAAUUUAAAAGAGUGUCACAGUGUUUGAAAUUUUAAUUUUGUUUAUGUCAAAACAUGUUUUUCUAGAAAUUUCCCUUCUUGCACCUAGCUCUUCAAUUAUGUGAUUAGACAAAUGAUUAUAAAAAUUAUCUGUCUAUAUUCUAACACAGAAUAUUUGAAUUAUCUAUAUUUUUUCUUUUGAGUAAUCAAGCUUUUCCACUGAUUGAGAUUCUGCUGUAGUUAAAAUGAAACUAUAUUAUAUCAUCUUUCACUUGAAAAAUCCUAUAACAUACUAAAAUCUGAAUUUUUAGGAAACAUGAUAAACAUUUUAAAAAAAUCAAAAAUUGUCAAUAAUUGACUGAAAUAAAUUUUUCAAUUAUAAUACUACAAAACUAUUUCUUCUAAAAAGAAUUUAAGUAAAAACUUAAUAUUUAUGGUUAAUAUAUUGUAUAAAUUUUCAAUAUUUCAUCACAAAUGUGAUUUUACUAGUUAAAAUGUUUUGCCUAAAUCAAAUAGGAGGUUUUUCAAUUUUACAUAGAAAGUUUUCUAAUGACAGUUAAUGUCAUAUAGGAAUGUUACUAUUUUUAAUCACAUAUAAGGUAUUUCAAAAACUGUUCAGCGUAGGUAACACAUUACAGGUUUUGUUUUUUAUUUUUCAUUAAUUCUUUCAUGAAGAUAACACAAAAGAUAUUAUCAUAUGAUAGCUUAUUUGUAGGGGUUACCUAAACCCUAAAAUCAAUAAAUUAGCCAAUGAUUAGUAAAGUAAAAGGUCUGAGUUAAUGAACCUGGUCUCAGGUUGUAUUUAAUUAUUUAUUUUGAUUUAUCGUUUAAUUCUAUGGAAUAUUAAAGUUAAAUUCAUAGAUAAUGAUUUUCAGAAAGAAAAAACUUGCCUACUAAAUGUUAUUCAAUAAAGCAAUUUGUAUAGGCAUUUAGUAACUAAGCAAGGACAAGAAUAACCUGUGAUUGGAAUCAUUACACUAUGAUCACGAAACUAGAUGAGGCUAUUUUUUAUGUGCAAUAUUGAGUUUAUUAUUUGCCUUAAAUAAACUGAAAUUAUUUUUUUUUGCAUCUUGAUUACUAAAGCUAUUAUCAGUUAGGAAAAUGUUGUUUGUGGAACUUUAAUUAAAUACUUAUUACUAUUUUAAAAAUUAAUCAAUACAUUAAUUUAUUUGUAUACAUAACAUUUUCUGAAAUAAUUUGCCUAGUGAUUUUUUUCUACAUUUAUAUGGUAAAAACCCACCCAUUGUGAGAAAUGAACAUAAUAUUAAUAUAAUAUAUAUUAAGGAUAUUAUUUUUUAAUUACAAUACAUACAAUUGUUUAUGUUUAAUCCUAUUUACAUAAAUGGAACUUGUCUAACUAUUAUCUAAUUUUUCUUUUUUUCUUUCUAGAUCAAAAGCAGAAUCUCACAGUGCCAGAAGAUUGAUUCUUUGGGAAUUUCCAUUUGGUGUUCAGUAUGCUUGGAUGUUACUUAUAUUUUCAAUUGUAACUGUUUAUAGUAUUGCCUGUCCUCUUAUUACCCCUUUUGGUACAAAAAUACAAAAAUAACAUCAAACAUUGUGUAAAAAUAUUAAUGAUGGUUUUUUUCCUUUUUAGGUCUUUUGUAUAUGGUUACUAAACAUUUUGUUGAUCGAUAUAAUAUAUAUUUUGCUUAUGGCAAAUCAAAAAUUAGUAAACGUAUACACAGUACAGCUAUAAAUUGUGUUAUGGUUUCUAUAGUACUUUUACAAGUCAGUUUCACUUCAUUAUCAAUGGUGCGUCAUGGGCUUCAUGAUAUAACUAUAUUUGCUUUGGUUGGACUGGUGGUCACAUUGACAUUUACAUUAUCCCAAUGUUUUUUCCGACAUUGUACUGCAUGGAGUCCUAUACAAUAUCAAGUAAUCAAAUUUUCCAAUACUAAUAGGAAAUUUUAAAUUAUUUUUAAAAUACCUGUUUAUCUAAAUAGGCAAGAAAUCCAUGUACAGUUCAGCCUAGUCCAGCUAGAAGACGUGAUCAUUCACAUGACAGUGACUACAUCCCUGAAGUACUACGUCCAUCUUUGAGAUCUACAGCAGAAACUUCUCUGAUUACAUUGACACUUAAUGGUUCUGGCACAGCAUUGAAUGAUUUAGAAAUUGAAUUGAAACAUAAUGGUGAUGAGAAUAAAUCAAUUAAUCAUCAUCCCCAUACUACAGUUAUUAUAGAAUCUCAAAAUCACUGUGAUCAACUAUACCAGAAUUACGACUAUAGUCAAACAGUUCCUGUAUAAUAAGGUAAAAGAAAUAUACCUAAUUGAUGUUUUUCAGUUGGUAAUAAUAAAUUAAUAUCAAAGAAGAAAAUAAAUACAAUAUACAUGUAUGAAAUAAAAAAAUAUGAAGAAUAAGUGGCCUGUAAUAUAAUUAAAUACUAAUAUAAAUUAAUAUAAUAUGUUGGUGAAUUAACAUAAUUCAGUUAAAUAUUUUUCCCUCUGUUGUGCCUAUAACUUGAUUAUAAUUGUUUAAAUCUAAACAACCAGGCUAAGAUUAUCUUUAUAUUAUUUAUUUCAUGUAUAUACAGUAAGUUCCCGUUACAACAAACUCCAUGGGACCGAUUUUAUUACGGAAAUUUCGAAUAAAUAUAGUUCAUAAUAUGUUGAAAUGUUGUCAUCUGCACUGAGAUAAUCUUUUAAAUUUACAUCAUCAAGAAGCUUUUUCAAGAAGAAGUUUUCUUUUUCGCAGUGAUCCAAAUUUGCUCUAACUCAGAUUGUUAAGUGCCCUGUGUAUUUGAUUCAUCAUAUUCGGCCACUUCUGAAACCGAAUUGGUGUCUUUGGUUGUGGUUGCGUAUUUCCAACAGUUAGUUAUCGUUGAUUGACUGAUAUCAUCCCAAACUCCACAUAUCCAUUCGAUAGCUUCCUUCACCUGCAUAUUCUUUGGAUAUUUAUCUCCAAAUAACAAAAAAUUUCUUUCGCUUGAUUUUACAGCUCUGAUGAUACCUUGUUCAAGAGGUUGAAGUGCAGCUGGGCAGUUAGGUGGGAAAUAUUCCACACGAAUGUUAUCCAAUUUUUGUGGUUCAUUUUAGAGCACAGUUGUCGAUAAGAAGAAGAAUUUUCCUGUUCUUUUUUAUUUCUUUGUCGAAAUCUAUCAACCAAUCAUUAAAAAUUAUUUGAGUCAUCCAUGCUUUCUUGUUAAAUUUAUAGAUGCAUGACAGUGAUUUACAGUUUUUAAAAUGAGAUUUUGCGGAUUUGCUGAUGAUGAGAAUUUUUCAUUUCUCUGUUUUGUUACAACAAAACAGAACAAUGAUGCUUUGUUUGGAAGCUUUACCCCCUACACACUUGUCUCCUUUCUGGGCUAAUCUCCUUUUUGAUUCAAGCUGAAAAAACACUCCAGCUUCAUCCGCAUUAAAGACAUCGUUUGGGCUGUAUUUAUUGAUGAGUGCUGCAAUUUCUCCGUUUCGCCAUUCGUUAACAGAAUUUAUUGGAACAUCACUCGCCUCUCCAGAAAUGCAUUUGGUUACCACACCAUACCACUCACGGAAACGAUUUAACCAUAUGACACUUGCUUGGAAAUUCUCAACUUCGAGCAUUUUAGCAAAUUCUAAGGCUUUUUCUUGAAUUAAAGGACUGGUCAGAGGAACGUUUCUGGAACUAACAUCUUGAAAUCAUUUGAAUACAUUUGAAUAUCAACGUUUUCAAAUUGUGCCUUAUGCACCGUUUUUUUGCUCGGGACAAAAACAGAAGUCUGUAGUUGUUUCAAGAUGCUUUCUUGGUCCUUCAAAAUGGUUGACAAUGUUGAUAGAGAUAUGCCAUACUUUUUUGCCACCUUGCCUUUCUUCAAUCCUUUGUCUACUUUAGAAAUAAUGUUUUUCUUUUCUUCCAACAAAAAUUGCUUUCUUUUCACUGUUAGGACCCAUCAUGUACAUGUGUACAAUAAAGAACGAACAUAAAAUACGAUAAAUGACCAACGUGUGAGCUUUAUGAAAAUAUACACCUGAUUGAUUAUGCGUUAACACAUAAUGGCAAUUUAAUGAUUUUACAAUUUCAUUAAAUUGUGUGCUUGUUAUCUUUAGAUUAAAUUUUAAGAAGGGAAAAUAUAUUUUAACUUGUAAAAAUAGUUCCUUAUAACUGGAUUUUUCAUUAUAUCGGCAUUUGUUGUAAUGGAACUUACUGUGUAUACAUAUACAUUUUUUUUUAUUAUUAUUAAUAUCUAUUGAUUGUUGUUUUACAGAUUAUGUUCCAUUUUUAUUUUCAUUGUUUUUAA